This is a messenger RNA of Stylophora pistillata, 2132 nucleotides long. RefSeq names its product mitochondrial import inner membrane translocase subunit TIM44. The record is from RefSeq and is a predicted model, not a curated record. Gene Ontology annotation, molecular function: protein-folding chaperone binding. Lineage: Eukaryota; Metazoa; Cnidaria; Anthozoa; Scleractinia; Pocilloporidae. Gene Ontology annotation, biological process: protein import into mitochondrial matrix. Gene Ontology annotation, cellular component: mitochondrial inner membrane.
CGAGCCCGCAUUUAGUUCCACUUGACCUUAACAUUUGCGCAUGCUUCGACGUUUUUUCGCGAGUUUUCACGAAAUUUAAAGAUGGCGCAGCAAAUGUUUUUGGGAGGAUACGUCUGUCAAAGUUGUCGUAACUUUGCGCGUGUUAGGCUGCUAGAUACACGUGCAAAUCAAUAUCUUGCGAGUUCUUCGAUUCUUUCAAGCAGACUUCGACAAGGAGAAUGCUAUUCUCAACAGAUCAGAUGGUAUGCAUUCAGAAGACCAAAUGAACAACCUGGGUUAAUAGGAAGGUUUAUAGAAAAUAUAAAGGAAGGCUUUGAAAGAAACAAAGAAAUGCAGGAAAAUAUCAGGAAAUUUCAAGCAGAAACAAAAAAAUACGAGCAGACAGAGACAUUGUCGGGGAGAGUGAAGGUUUUCAAUAAGAUUAAGGAUAAUGUGUCAUCUGCAUCAAUGAAAACUUCAGCUGUUGUGAAGAGCUUUUCAGGAGCAUUUUCAACAAAAGUCUCAAAGGCAUAUGAAGAGGCAACAUCAAGUGAAGCAUUUAAAAAAGGAAUAGAGGUCACUGAAGAGUUUGCAAAAUCUGCUAAGGAAGCUGCUUCAAAGGUUCAAGAGCAGAGUGAAAUCCUUGGAAAAACAGAAACAUUUAAGGCUGUAUCCACUGGUUUUAAAACUGUAAAGCAUGAGAUUCUUGAUGAAGAACUUGAAAAAUCAAAGCCAUACAGAUCCCCAGAGAAACUAAGAUGGCGCACUGAACAAGAAGAAGGAGGUGCAGUGAAGAAAGAGAGGAGAAUUGAAGCAAAUGAGGAUGCAACUGGAGUGGUGCUACACAAGGAUUCAAAAUGGUAUCAACAGUGGAAAGAAUUUAAAGACAACAAUCCUGUUGUCACAGGGCUUUUUAAUCUUAAAACAAAAUAUGAUGAAAGUGACAAUGUGGCUGUGAGAGCAUCGCGAGUCGUGACAGAUAAGCUGCAAGACAUUUUUAGUGAUGUGUUUUCCCAGUCUGAUACUGCAAAAACAAUGGCUGAAAUAACAAGAAUUGAUCCACAGUUUAAUAAAGACAGCUUCCUAAAAGAGUGUGAAUUUGAAAUCAUUCCAUCUGUUCUUGAGGCUUUCUUAAAAGGUGACCUGGAAAUCUUAAAAGACUGGUGCCAUGAACCAGCGUACAAUGUCUUAGCUGCACAGAUUGAGCAAACUAAACAACUGGGACAGAAACUAGAAGCAAAAAUCCUUGAUGUACGAGAUGUUGAUGUGGCAAUGGCCAAGGUCAUGGAGCAAGGACCAGUCUUAGUUCUCACAUUUAUGGUUCAGCAGAUAAUGAUCCUUAAAGAUGCUGUUGGUAAUAUUAUUGAAGGUGGCGAGGAUAAUAUUGAAAAUGUGAGCUAUGUGUGGGCACUGUGUCGUGAUCAGAGCAUAUUGGAUCACAGAUCUGCUUGGAGGGUGUUGGAGUUUGGAAUUCAGAAUAGCACUUCUUACCUUUGACAGUUUUUCAUUUCGAUAUUAAAUGUUAUGAAAUAUUCAAAGACAAAAACUACUGACAACUUUGUCCCCUUGUUAAAGACCAUUUUUCAGUUUGUUGUGUGUUUUUGUCACUUCAAGAAGGAGGAACUUGAAGUGAGCUAAAGUCAUGUGAAACAUGAUUUUAGGAGUAACAUUUGCUAACAUUUUGCAUCAUCAUGUAUCACAUGCUAUUUUUCUUGGAUGCUAAAGUGAUAACAAUUUUCUAAGUAGCCAAACCAAUUCUACUGAGUAGAGAUUAUUAUUUAAGGCUCAAUUACAGCUGCUCUUUUUGAGGUGGGAGAAACAGAUUAAAGAAACAGGAAAUAUGCAGUAUCAAGUAUUAAAAUCAGCAAUAAUACAGCUCUUGUGGUCAGCUUCGGUUUGGUUGUCUAUCCAAUUGUUGAUUUGUAAAUAUAUUGUACAGUUGGACAAUUUUUUAAGAGGAAUUGGUGAUUAUACUUUAGUGCUUCCAGUUUGGCGUAUGUUGUACCAAUUGCUGUCAAAUGCUUUCUUUUGUUCAUGAACAUUUUAAUAUAUAGAUUGAUAGUUCUACUAGUAGUAUUACUAACCAAACUGGUGUAGAGUAAAAUAAUAGAAGCAGAUAUGAAUGUCACUGAAUUAAACAGUGUAUGGCAUCA